AUGAGGUCAACUCAGGGAAACAGACAUCGAAGAGAUGCCCCUCCACAAGGCCCGGCACAGCUCCCCCGAACAAAUCCCCCCGUACCGACGCCCAUUCACCCAUCAAACAGACACCAGCUGAAACCCACUGCAAGAAGGAAAUCUUGGAGGAGAGCCACCAUAACAAGACGCUCUCUCCCUGCCCUUCCCAACCCAUAUCAGGUUUUGUGCAGGAGUAUAAGUCCAUCCUUAUCACCGCAAGAGAGGCUGGAGAAACUGAUGGAUGCUUCAAUGAGGCUGGCAAUAGAAAGAACUCAAGAUUCCCUGCAAUCGGUGCCAAACACAUCAUUGGAGGCUUUUAAAAAACAAGUUGAGGUUUUGCAGAAAGAGUGGGGUCAUUUGGCCAAAAGCAUACGCGAUGAACACCAGAGUCAUCAGCUCCCUGCUUGUGCAGCCAGUGAUUCUGCAGUGCAAAGAGCCAUGCAAAAAGUCCAGAAAGCCAUCAACAGGCUUCAGGCUGAAAGUGAAUCUUGGGAGGCACUGUUGAACAAACACCAGAGCAAAGCAGAGGAAUUGGAGAGGAAAGUGGAGCAGGGCCAGGAACGAGGCAUAUCAUUAGACUCUACAUCUGUGGCCCAGUCCUCCCAGUACCAUUUCAUACAGAGCAAACCCGACUAUCACAGUCUCCUCUGCAGACAGCAGCCUAUGCUUCACACCAUGGCCAUGAUUAUGGACACUCAGAAUAAGAUGGUUAGAAAGCUUCUGUCCAUCAAAGAGCAGUCACAGCUAGUGGUGAAAGAGACCAGUGGCCGAUUGGCUGCAGAGGCAGGAUUCCAGGAUCUUCCACCUGACCCCAUCAGGAACCUCAUGGCACUACCUUUAUCCUCAACUACAUAGUCACACAGGCAGAAGGCAAGCACUAGCAAUCAAUCAUCUGAUAGACCAUGACUCUUUAUGACUUGUAUAUAAAGCUCAAAUAUGUGUACUUUCUGCUUAUUUCACUGUUAUAUGAUUUAGGAAAAUAUAAUUUCUUAGCUCUGUUCUUGUUGUCUCAUGUUAUUGGAUGAAGUAAACUCUUGGUUUUAUGUUUUCUGUGUCAAAUAAAACCAUCAGCAGCAGGUUUGGUUAGAGAGGUCGCCCAGGUAGUGCAAGUGCUUGACCAGCAGGUGGCAGUGGCUGGCUAUACAAAUUUAAGAGAAGCUUGGUGAAUGGCCAGAGUGGAUUUUUCUGUUAGGCUUUAAUGAAGUGAAUUCUCACCUGUAAAACCUGAAACUGAUGAGAUUAGUGCCAGCUGAUAGAAAUUAAGGAAAAGAGAAACGUUUCAGAAAACUUUGCUAACAUUCUGCAAAACAAGCGUAUCAGCUUCUUCAUAGAAUAAGCAAAUAAUAGAAACCAAACUGGUUUUAUCUUUAACAGUUUGAAAUCUGAAGACAGUGUCGACAUUUUAAGUGGUCUAAUCACUGCUGUUUAAAAAAUAUCGCCAAACAUGACAAAGGGGUCAAGUCAUGCUGGUAUACAUGGUGUCAUUUUCAAAAAGCGUCAGUAACUCAGUGAUGAAAUUUGCCAAUUUUUUUCCAGUCAAAAUUGACAUGUGCAGCAGUAAAGGACUGACAAUAAAAAAUAUUGAAUAUAAGUAAAUUAUACACUACAGUCUGCCUAUACUCCAUUUACAGUCCCUUUUACAUGCUCAUCCUUACUCUCUUUUUGGUGCUGCAUCUAUUUCACUUCAUCAGUGUCCCCUGACCAUUCAGGAGGAGGCCCCUCCCCCCACAGUGACUCACCCCCAUCUCUUGCAUUUGGCUGGGUCACUGAUGCAGAACGAAGCUUUGACAUUGUACCAGUCAGUCAAAGCUUUGUUCGCUAUCACUCCCCAUCUCUUGGUAUCAUUCACUCAUUUAUGUUCAUACUUAAUUUUGAUGAUUACAUUAAGAAGAAUCGCGCCUUUUACCCGCUGCCAACAAUAAAUAAAGAGCGAAUGACUUCCUGUGCUCUGCUGUUAUG
Molecule: messenger RNA, 1980 nt
Organism: Plectropomus leopardus (leopard coralgrouper)
Lineage: Eukaryota; Metazoa; Chordata; Actinopteri; Perciformes; Serranidae
Source: RefSeq, a predicted model, not a curated record